GUGUGUGUGUGUGAGUGUGUGUGUGUGUACACCAGUGUGCUGCAGCACCUGUGGUAGAGGCAGAUGUAAAUUACAGAAAGUCAGCUCUCUCCUUCCACUGUGUGUGUUUCAAGGAUUGAACUCAGGUCCCCGGGCCUGUACCUGCCAAGGCAUUUGCAGGCCACGGGCAGGGUCUCUUGUUUCUGCCACACUAAGAGGUCAGGCUAGCUGGUAUGGAGUCUUCUUGCCGGCUUCAAUAUGGCACUUUGCUUUUAUUGUGAGAAUCAAUAAAUGGUUUUCUUUUUUUGUUGUAUCUGUAGGUUGUAUGGGUGGUGAAUAUCCAAGGACACAGCAUUGGCUAUGAGUUAAAUCCAGUGUUUCUCAAACCUAGCUUCUGGUGCACUCAAGAAAACAGCUUUUCCAGUUUUACUUACCCUUUGCUUCCAAUUAGUGUGUGUGUGUGUGUGUGUGUGUGUGUGUGUGUGUGUGUGUGUGUGCAUGUUUGGAAGAAGAAGAGUAAUUAUGGCACAAAUACAGGAGUCACAUACGUCAGGUGUCAGUACUACCACUGAGCCAGGCUCCCAGCCCUUCACUGGGGGAUUCUAGGCAGGUUGUGGUUUGACUGAGAAUGCCCCCAUAGCUCAUAUAUUUGAAUGCUUAGUCUUCAGGGAGUGGAACUCCUUGAAAGGAUUUAAAAGGUGAGCAGGCGUGGCCUUCUUGGAAAAAGUCUAUCACUGGGUAUGAGCAUCAAGAUUUUAAAAGCACAUGUGAGUCCAUUUCUCUUUCUCUGCCUCUCUGCAUAUGGAUCAGGAUCUAAGUCUCAGCUACUUCUUCAGCAUCAUGCCUGCCUGCUGCCAUGUUCCUGCUCUGAUAAAGGACUAAACCUCUGAAAGUGUAAGCCAGCCCCCAGUUAAAUGCUUCCUUUGGUAAGAGUUGCUUGGACUUGUGGUAUCUCUUCAAAGCAAUAGAACAGUGACCAAGACAGGAGUUGGUACCAGGGACUGGAGUAUUGCUGUGACAAGCCUGACCAUGCUGUUUGUUGAAGGAAUAUGGAAGACUUUAGGACUUUCCACUACAAAAUUAUUAAGUGCUUUUUGAUUAGUAGAGCUUAGUGGGUCAUCCUAGGAGGAGAAUGCAAGACAAGGGCAAUUUGAGCUGGGGGUGGGGGGCAGCUCAAGAAGUUUCAGAGGCAAACAGUACAUGGCCUAAACCAUUCUAGUCAUAUACUGAGGAAAAAAAGUGGGUGAUUUUUGUCCUCAUCCUAAAAAUCUGCCUGAAGCUAAGUUGAUGAGUUUUGUAUUACUGGCAUAAGCAGGGGAGAUUUCCAGACAGCCUUGUGUUGACUGUGUCUUGUGGUUAUUAGCAGUCGCUCUCAUGGAGAUCCAGCAUGAGGAGGAGCAAGCCAGACAGAAAGAACUAUGCAGUGUGGAGUGUGAGGAGAAAAGAAGCACCGUGAAGGCUUAAGGAAAAGCCUGAUUCUGAAUGCUAUAAAGGGAGUGCUGACCUCAGGGCAACACCCCACCCAGCGAAGCCUCCAGCCUGUGAGAAGGAAGAGGAAAAGCUUCAGCAUGAGGGAGGCCAUCAGUUCCAGCUUCAGCAUGAGGGAGGCCAUCAGUUCCAGCUUCAGCAUGAGGGAGGCCAUCAGUACAGCUUCAGCAUGAGGGAGGCCAUCAGUUCCAGCUUCAGCACGAGGAAGGCCAUCAGUUCCAGAAAGAUAGUGGACAUAGAAUCGGAUGGGGCCAAGGUCCAGACCAUCGAGCAGCAGAACAUGCCAGCUUUGGCCACUUGGUUCUGGCUUUAGAGUCAAGGAUACAAGAAACACUUGGUUCUGGCUUUAGAGUCAAGGAUACAAGAAAAGGGUUCUUGAGCCUCCCUUAGUAAUGAAGGAAAUGCCCUGAAGGCAGUUGUAGUAUAGGAGAGUUCCUGCAUAGUGGCCAAGAGAGGGCAUUGAGUGAAGCUGUGAACCUGGAUUAUGUCGGAGACCACAAGAUGUUGAAGAUGCCAGAACUAUGGGAUCCCAGCUGCAGAGAGCUGCAGACUGAGGUGAAACCAGCCUGAGAGAGACAAGUGUGUUACAGCCAACAUAGCCGAAAGAGUAAAGCAUCUGAAGAGUGCUUUGACAUCAGCAUGGAGAUGCAGAGUUUGGCCUCCACCUUUGGUUUUUAGUCUUGCUAUGGUCCAGUGUUUCCUCACUAUACUGCCUUCCCAUUAAGAAAUGGUAAAGUAUAUUUUAUGCCAUAACACAUUGGAUUAUGUGGUCUGCUUUUUGAUUUUGAUUUUACAGGGAAUUACAAUGAAGAGAUUGUCAUGAGUAUCAUAAAAGUUUGACAUUUAGAUUUUUAAAAAAUAUUGGGAUUGCAAUAGAUGGUGGGGACUUUUGAAGUUGGGCUGAACGCAUUUGGCAUUAUGAUAUGGGCAAAGGCUUAUCGAGACAGGUAGCAGAGUGUGAUGGUUUGACUAACAGUGGCCCCCAUACAUCUAUGUAUUUGAAUGAUUGGAAAUAGCAGGGAGCCAUGCUUUCUGCCAUGUUAAUGGACUAAGCCUCUGAAACAAGCUUUGAUCAUGGUGUCUCUUCAUAGCAGUAGAAUAGUGACCCAGACACCCUGUGCUCUACCAUCACUCCCACAGCCUGUGACUGGAGGAUUCUAUUCAGGGACUCUGCCUCUGCUGCUGAAUCAGGCUCCUAUAGCUGAGCAGUUGAAGUUUUAGCUUUUAUAAUAUAAUAUAAAAUGAGACUUCAGUGUUCUUAAAAAGGACCCACAGCUGGGCAUGGUGGUGCUUACCUCUUAUCCCAGCACCCGGGAGCGAGAGACAAAGGGAUCUCUCAGUUUGAGGCCAGCCUGAUCUACAAACAGAAUUCCAGGAGAUCCAGGGCUACGCAGAGAAACUGCCUCGGGGAAAAAACAAAACAAAACAAAACAGAACAGAAAUAAAAAAGUAUCCAUAGAUGUCUUACAUGGCAUUUCAAAAAUAAAGAAACCGAAAAGCACCCCCGGUGAGCGAGCUCCCAAAAAGCGAUUUCUAAGGCUCACAUGCCAGUUAAAAGAGCUUGGAACAUAUGGAGGCUUUAGUAGUCUGGGGAAUGUAGUCCCGGAAAAAGCACAGAGCUAGGCGCUUCCGCUGACGCAUUCUGGGAAUUGUAGUUCCAGCGCCAGUGACGGCUGAGGUGACUUCCGCUGCCGCAAGGCCAGGCUCCCUGGCAGUACUUCUGAUGAGGUGACAUCCUGCAGCGUUCCGCGACCCUUCUGUGUGCUGGUGUUUCGGUGUGUCUUCUCGGGGACCGAGUCUGCAUCUCCGGGGAGAAGAGGGGCACCGCUGGCGUCGGCCGGUCCUCUCUAGCUGGGCUCUGCUUGAGACGGCGCUGCCCAGGAUUCCUGGACCCGUCUCAGCUGCUUGUGGAGCCCUGGAGAGAGUCUAGCUUCCCACGGGAGUCUGUCAGAGGAACGGUGAUGGCAGAUAGCAGUGUCCUAAAGCCUUAAGUGCUUGCUUCCCAGAGCCCUGCCUUGUCUCAAAGAGAAGAGAACAAUGACCAAGUUACAGGAGGCAGUGACGUUCAGGGAUGUGGCCGUAGUCUUCAGUGAAGAGGAGAUGGGGCUGCUGGACGCUGCCCAGAGGAAGCUGUACCAUGAUGUGAUGCUGGAGAACUUCCUGAACCUCCUGGCAGUGGGAAGUCAGAGUCCAAACAAGGUGGACACUCUUGACUCAACAGGAUUAAGGCACCUUUCACUGGGGUGGCUUCCAUGCUGGCAUAUGACAGGCCAUGAUGUCAAGAAACUGGCCAGCACUCCAGAUGUUGUAGUAAACAUUCAAGGAAAGAGUUCUCACUUCCUGGAGCAAUGUCACUCCUCCUGCCAUGGCGGAACAGAAGAGCCUCUCCAGGUCUCCGAGGAUAAUGGCUGUCUGGAGAGUCUCACAAGCGAUCAUUCCAGCAUUACCGAAAAUCAGGAAUUUCUGUCUGGGAGGGCUCAGAGUUCUUGGAGUAAAACAGACUUUAGUGAGAGAUGGAACCAUGAGAAACGCUGUACUCAGACUCUGGUGAAAACUAAGUCUCAGCUGUUGGCUCUGGGUGUUGACAUUCUGAAUUGCAUUUCCCAUCAAGAUAACAAUAUACUGCAUAAAAGAGACAAAGUCCCCAGCAGUGGUGACUGUGAUCAAGUCAUCUUCCCUAUGGCAUGUCUCACCCAGUCUCCUGUUUACACAGAACAGAAGGCCUACCAGUGCAACACAGGCCAAGACGCCUUCAUUGACAGCCCCAGUCAGGAGACUCAGCAGGUCCUCUUAGGAAAUAAGUCCCCUGUACAUGGUACAUAUGAGGACACUAGUUAUACCUCCAGUGUCAUUCAACAAAGUGUCCAUCCAGGAAGAAAGCGCUACUGGUGUCAAGAGUGUGGCAAGGCUUUCAGUCAGAGCUCAAAUCUGCAGACUCACCAGAGAGUGCACACGGGGGAGAAACCCUAUACCUGCCCUGAGUGUGGGAAGAGCUUUAACCAGAGCUCACACCUGUAUGCUCACCUGCCCAUCCACACAGGCGAGAAGCCCUACUGCUGCGACAACUGUGGGAAGGGCUUCAGCCGAAGCACAGAUCUCAACAUUCACUGCCGAGUGCACACUGGAGAGAAACCUUACAAGUGUGAGGUGUGUGGGAAGGGCUUCACACAGAGGUCACACCUCCAGGCCCAUGAGAGAAUUCACACAGGAGAGAAGCCAUAUAAGUGUGGAGACUGUGGCAAAUGCUUCAGCUGUAGCUCAAACCUUCACACCCACCAGAGAGUCCACACUGAAGAGAAACCGUACAAGUGUGACGAGUGUGGGAAGCGCUUCAGCUUGAGCUUCAACCUCCACAGCCAUCAGCGGGUCCACACAGGAGAGAAGCCAUAUAAAUGUGAAGAGUGUGGGAAGGGUUUCAGUUCAGCCUCAAGCUUCCAAAGCCACCAGAGGGUCCAUACAGGAGAGAAGCCAUUUUGCUGCAGUGUCUGUGGGAAGGGCUUCAGUCAGAGCUCCUAUUUUCAAGCCCAUCAGAGAGUUCACACUGGGGAAAAACCAUACAGAUGUGAUGUGUGUGGGAAGCGCUUCAACUGGAGUUUGAACCUCCACAAUCACCAGAGAGUCCACACUGGAGAGAGACCAUAUAAAUGUGAGGAGUGUGGAAAAGGCUUCAGUCAGGCCUCCAAUCUGCAGGCCCAUCAGAGUGUCCACACUGGUGAGAAGCCAUUCAGAUGCAAUGCGUGCCAGAAGCGAUUCAGUCAGGCCUCGCACCUCCAGGCCCAUCAGAGAGUGCACACAGGGGAGAGGCCCUACAAAUGUGACACAUGUGGGAAAGCCUUCAGCCAGAGAUCCAAUCUCCAAGUUCAUCAGAUAAUUCACACCGGGGAGAAGCCGUUCAAGUGUGAGGAGUGUGGGAAGGAAUUCAGCUGGAGUGCAGGACUUACUGCUCACCAGAGGGUCCACACAGGAGAGAAACCCUACACGUGUCAGCAGUGUGGGAAGGGCUUCAGUCAGGCCUCACACUUCCACACUCACCAGAGGGUCCACACUGGGGAAAGGCCCUACAUCUGCAGCAUUUGCUCUAAGGGCUUCAGUCAGAGAUCACAUCUGGUCUACCACCAGAGAGUCCACAGUGCAGGGAAUCCCUAGGUUUGUUCUAUUAGGUGGGCUCCACGCUGCUUUCCUCAAACCCAGAGGCUUCAGGAGACUUCACCGGGAUUAUCUCUUUUCUUUGGGAGAUCUUUUUUUUUUUUCUUUUUGUUUUUUAUUUUAUUUAUUUUAAUUUUUUUAAGACCAGAUUUCUUUGGCUGUCAUGGAACUUGCUCUGUAGACCUGGCUAGCCUUGAACUCACAGAGAUCCACCUGCUUUCGACUCCUGAGUGCUGGGAUUAAAGGUGUGUGCCCAGCUGGGAGAUCAGUUCUUUAUAAAUGUCAGAAAUUACGUAUAAGAAGAUCAUUGCUCUAUAAAUGUACUGUUACCAUGUACAAGAGUUCUAAGGUUGCCACCCUCAGGAUAUGACGGAGCAGGAAAUCUCAGCAUCCAUCCAAGUCUCCAGAAAGGCUGCAGGAAGUGCUUUAACCACAGCUGGUGAUUGGCAGAACCGCCGUUGACUGAAGCAUCACUUCCUCAUAGGAAGCUCCUCUCUGUAUCUGCUGUGCAGAGCUGCAUGUGGCUCAGGACCCAGCCAUUCCUGGAGCAAGUUAGAAAAGCCCCUGCAAGUAAGGCUCAAAUUCGAAAACACUUGUCAACCCUCAACCCUGCAUUCAUAUUGAGUCGUAUUCCCCAGUAAUCGUGUAAGGGACCAUUAGUCAGCUCCCUUGAGGCAUAGUGCUACCCAGUCAAGGCUGCAGUGUGUGACCUGCCUCUCUAGCAUGGUGCUUUGCAUGGCAAUAGCAACUCUGUACUGGAUGAGUUUUAGUAUUUGUACUUAAUAGACUAAAACCAUGCUCUGUUUGAAAAUUCCAUAUUUAUCAACCCAAUAAGGUGAACUGAAACUUAUGCGAUUGGAAUUUUGGGCCCUGAAUUCAUUGAGGAAAGAGCUUUUUAUUGUAAUCACUACUGCAAAUGUUUUUGCAAAGUAUUUGCUGAUGACAUAAAGGUUCUUAAUAAACUUGAAUUAUUAAUGA
This is a messenger RNA of Mus musculus (house mouse), 6591 nucleotides long. RefSeq names its product zinc finger protein 235 (gene Zfp235). Gene Ontology annotation, biological process: regulation of DNA-templated transcription. Bases 3505 to 5613 code for a protein of 702 amino acids. NCBI's taxonomy places the organism in Eukaryota, Metazoa, Chordata, Mammalia, Rodentia, Muridae. Gene Ontology annotation, cellular component: nucleus; nucleoplasm. The record is from RefSeq and is a predicted model, not a curated record. The transcript is spliced from 4 exons.